This is a messenger RNA of Homalodisca vitripennis (glassy-winged sharpshooter), 682 nucleotides long. Its product is annotated as cyclin-dependent kinase inhibitor 1C-like. Bases 42 to 554 code for a protein of 170 amino acids. NCBI's taxonomy places the organism in Eukaryota, Metazoa, Arthropoda, Insecta, Hemiptera, Cicadellidae. The record is from RefSeq and is a predicted model, not a curated record. The transcript has 3 exons.
ACUACAGUGGUAGGUAUCAUUCGACCACAACACAUCCCAUCAUGCAGUGCUUGACUGUUUUCGCCGCUCUUGCCGCCGUGGCCUGUGCCGCCCCUGGCUACGCUCCCCUGGCCUACGCCCCAGCUCCGGCACCAAAAUUAGCCCCUGCACCUGCACCGGCACCACUGGUCUACGCUCCCGCCGCCCCUGUCUACGCCCCCGCACCAGCCCCAGUCCACGCUCCGGCUCCAGCACCUCUUCCACUCGCCACCUCCUACACCACCGUCACCACCUCCUCCAUCCACCAGGAGCACCCUCCUCCACCCCCACCCCCCGUCAAGGUCGCUUACGUGCCUGCCCCCGUGCACUACGCUCCUCCACCCCCAGCCCCAGUCUACGUGCCAGCACCGGCCCCUAAGUACGUCCCUGCUCCUGCUCCGGCACCAGUCUACUAUGCACCUGCCCCCGCACCCGCCCCUGUCGUGUACGCCCCUGCACCUGCCCCUAAGUACGUUGCCGCUCCUGCUCACGGACCUGCGCCCGCACCCGGCCCUGCUCCAGCUUACCCCUGGUGAUUUCAGCCAAGAUAUGACCAAAGCCAACUCUUCAAACCUCGCCUAUUUCUUCUUCAGUCAAGCAGUGCCUGACAACGAUGUGUAAUAUAAUUUAUUAAGUGAUAAUAAAAAUCUUCUACUAUUUUGUA